AUGGGUUUAGAGUUCGCGACUAUUCUCCACGUGGACGAGUGCCACGACCCCACUGUCUAUGAGCCUUGUCAUCGUUCCAUCGGCCGGGUGUUCGACGGUGACUUUCUCCGAAACGCUACUAUGGAGCCUAGAAAGCAGGUCAAUUUCGCCUGCGAAAGCUGUCGUGAAGGGAAAAGGAAGUGUGACGCAGAGAAGCCACAGUGCUCCCGGUGCAAACGCCAAGGCAAACACUGUGUCUACGCGACCGAAGACAAGCCUAAGAGGCGCAAAUACUGGGACGAGGAAUACGUGCAAAGUCUUGAAAAUCAAGUCAAGACACUGCUCGCAGCCCUGGAAGCUAGCACAUCCCAGAAACCUACCGCUCCAAGAGUCGAAGACGGCCCGUACUCCGGCCAAGGCACCGCGUCAACACCCGCCGAAACCUACCAAGGGAUUGCACUGGUAGAGCAUCCUGUGGCAAUACCACCACAACGCAUAGAACCUACGGAGCCCGAAGACCGCUCGCUCACGGCCAUGGAAGAGCUCAGUGUCAUGAUGUGGAGGACCAACAUUGGCGACGGCGUCACAAUCAUCGGGGAUUCCCCGUCUGGCCCUCAUCGGGUGGAUCCGGCGGAAACCCCGAGGCCAGCAGACUUCAUCACGCCGCCGAUGAAGAUUCUUGACUAUUGCGGUAAUCAGGAGCUGAUCCACGGCCUAGCCGACCUCUUCCUGGAGAACAUUAACAGCGAGCACCAAUUCACGUCUUAUAAGUCAAGCGACUUCCUUGUGGGGUAUCCAUACCAGAACUUUGGCUAUACUUUUCUUCACAGCGCAAUGCUAGCCACGGGAGCUGUGUUUUCCGAUAGGGCGGAUGCCGCAGAAAUCAGUGAUGCGUUCGCCCAGUUCGCCGAGUCUUUGGUGUUCAUCUGCUUCAGAAACGAUCCGGGGAUCCAGGUACUACAGGGACUUUGCAUGCUAUCGUGGCGAUCCCUGGCCCUAGGCAGAGACCACUUCGGGUGGACCUUUAUCUCCAUGGCAGCCGGGCUUUGCGUGCAUUUGCGACUACACGUUCUGGCAUUGGACGAAUGCUCUGCAAGAACGUGGCAGCCGCAGGUUGCAGACAUUCGUACUUUCUGGAUGUUCUAUCUCAUUGAUCGCACGGCCAUCUCGAUUCUCGGAAGGAACUGCGUUCUGCCAUGGAGGCGCGUCAACGUACCGAAUUUCGAGGGAACCAUUGACCCCUUGACUGCCGAUAUUGCUCAAAUAUCUUUCACCUGGCAAUGUAAGCUUUGGUUUCUCCAUGACGAGCAGAUGGAUCAGAUUUUUGCCUCAAAGUUCGACUCGAUGCCUGCGCAGCAGCAGAUUCAUCUGUUGGUCUCUACACACGAGGCUCUGAACGGCUUUUUCAAGUCACGAGAUCGAAGACUCGACCUGAAGGGUCGUGAGACCUGCAGACAUGUACUGUUCUUUCACUUGGCGUAUCAGAUGGCGCUCCUGAUCACUUUGCCCCCGUUUUUGAGGUGCUUCUGCGCACCAAAUGCCGACCACUCCGGCGACUCCGAGUUCAUGCUUCUUAUCUUGCGAUCACUAACCAGUGCUGCAUCCAACACGAUCCGUCUAGUGCGGGUGUAUAGGGAUGCGCAUCCAGAGCAGUGGAGAGCCGCCAACCCUGUCGUCAUACACCAUCUUCUGAGUGCAGCCAUCGUUCAUAUGAUGAACGCAACCAGCAAAUCAACAUCUCUCCGGACGCGAAGCACGAUGUGGCUGAGGGUCUGCAUGGAUCUCUUGUCUCAACUGAAGAGUCCUUGGCCUAACAGGGCGAACAAGACUAUCAACAUGAUCCGUGUCCUUGCUGAGCGAUGGGGGGUGCUUGGCGCCUUACCUGUCCGGUUCAGCUCAAAAGUGGCACCAUCCGCGGCAAGGCACAACACGUCUUGUCAUAGUCUGUCCAAUAACGCUCCCACUUCAGCCCAGGAUAUUAACAUUUACAGUCUGAGGACACACUCUCCGGAACUGCGAUGGAGGAAGCGUCAUUCUGCAUGGCCGACCAUGUCUCUGCCGUAUCUUAUCCAAACCCUGAACUUGUUGGGCCCGAAGCUCUGGAAUUUGGGGCUGGAGCUCAGCAAAAGUUUGCCAACUUCUUGUCAAUAG
This is a messenger RNA of Neoarthrinium moseri, 2130 nucleotides long. RefSeq lists its product as uncharacterized. The transcript is spliced from 5 exons. Bases 1 to 2130 code for a protein of 709 amino acids. Gene Ontology annotation, biological process: DNA-templated transcription; regulation of DNA-templated transcription. Lineage: Eukaryota; Fungi; Ascomycota; Sordariomycetes; Amphisphaeriales; Apiosporaceae. Gene Ontology annotation, molecular function: zinc ion binding; DNA binding; DNA-binding transcription factor activity, RNA polymerase II-specific. The record is from RefSeq and is a predicted model, not a curated record.